Messenger RNA from Brassica rapa (field mustard), 1686 nucleotides. RefSeq names its product BTB/POZ domain-containing protein At3g56230. Lineage: Eukaryota; Viridiplantae; Streptophyta; Magnoliopsida; Brassicales; Brassicaceae. The record is from RefSeq and is a predicted model, not a curated record. Gene Ontology annotation, molecular function: protein binding.
AGGAAAGCACACUUCAAUAUUCAUCUUUAGUAAAUUUUAUGAGUUAAUUAAUAUUUUACGAAAAAUUAAAUUAAUAUUGAGCUAUAUCUAUGAAUGGAUGGAAGAACGUGCUUACACUACACAUAUUUGCUGUUGAAUGGUUGGAAAGUCUUUUUCCUUUUCCCAACUUUUCAGUCUUUUUGCUUUUGAAGCUAUCAUUUCUCAAACCGCCACAUUCUUAUCUCCUUUCUAAUUAAUUGUUCAUUAAUCAACGUAUCAUCGUUCAUGUACAUACGAAGCAUAUCCAUGAUAAUUAAUUCAUAUAUAUUAAUUUCAACGAAGGUUCCAUGUUCCAACUAGACAACUCCCCCCCAACAAAAGAUUCCUUCAUGACUUAAUCAUUUCAUUUAUUUGUUAAAUUAUGCUCAACAACUCUUUACGGAAACAAUCAUGUUUCGAGUUGAUUAUCAAUGAAAUAUAUAUAUAUAUAUAUAUAUAUAAAUGUUUUCAAGAACGUAGCCAUCUCUAACCAACUCUUGAACAAUAUUUUAACAACUUGAAUUCAAAGCAAGAAACUGCGCGUCCAUUAUCUUCCUCUGUUGAUUUUCUUCACAUUCUCAAGUUUUCUCCCAAAAACCACAAAAUGGAUUGCUCAAUAUGCACCACAAUGCCAUCUAUUCUACGACCGCCGAGGAACACGAUAUGCGGAUCAUGCUACGAAGGGGCUCGAACCACUAUCGCGCUGCUCAAGAAGCUUGAGGGCGCGAACGAAGAUCAAGAUCAUGACAAAUCAACCGAUAAGUUCACCGUCAACAAUUGCUCCUCUCUUUCUUCUUCUCCUUUGUUUUCUCGCGAGCCGCAACCAUUACAAAAGGUGAUCAAAUGGAUAAAAAACAUGAAAGAAACAGAAGAGGAACAGAAGAAGAGAAUAGUCUUCUUGAGCAGCUUUGUUUCGGGAUUCAAAGAACAACUUCAUACUGAUAUUCUUCUAAAACCUGGCGAUGAUGGACCUCAUAUUCCUGCACAUAGAGCUUUGUUGGCUUCAAAAUCCGAGAUCUUCAAGAAUAUUUUAGAUUCAGACGAUUGCAAAACCGCUCCAGAAUACGCCAUAACUCUGCAAGAACUAAACUCAGAGGAACUUCAAGCUCUCUUGGAGUUUCUAUACACCGGCACAUUGGCUUCAGAUAAGUUGGAGAAGCACGUGUAUGCCUUGUUUGUUGCAGCCGAUAAGUACAUGAUUCAUUACUUGCAAGAGUUCUGCGAGCAAUAUAUGCUUAGUUCCUUGGAAAUAUCUAGCGUUCUUGAUGUUCUUGACGUCUCGGAUCUUGCUUCGAGCAAGACGUUAAAGGAAGCUGCUCUAGGUUUUGUGGUGCGAAACAUGGACGACAUUGUUUUCUCAGAUAACUACGAAGCUUUUUCUCAGAAAAACCAGCAUUUAUGCGUUCAAAUUACUAGGGCGUUCUUGAUGGAAAUGAGAAGCAAGAGACGUGAUUAAAUUAGUGAGAGAUGAAAAAGUGUAAUAAGCUUUUGUAUGUUUUGUUGUUUAUAGCUGUUCUUAAUCCUCCAAGCUAGCUCCAUAGCAAAUUAAAUGACUUCACUACUCGCCCUUGUACACAUUCACGUUCAUAUUACAACUUUUUUUUUCUCUUUUGAAUGAUGGCAAAAGAAGCAAUAUUAAAAUAAGCAUCGAGAUAAUUUAGUAAUCAA